This is a messenger RNA of Rosa rugosa (rugosa rose), 2254 nucleotides long. RefSeq names its product protein PLASTID MOVEMENT IMPAIRED 2. The record is from RefSeq and is a predicted model, not a curated record. NCBI's taxonomy places the organism in Eukaryota, Viridiplantae, Streptophyta, Magnoliopsida, Rosales, Rosaceae. The transcript is spliced from 3 exons. The coding region runs from base 165 to 2036 and encodes 623 amino acids.
AGCUGCCCUAAUUUGUUCCCUUCUCAAAUGGAAACGAAUAAUAUAACGGUCUGUAUUAGAAACAAAACCAAGAACAAGAACCAGCAUCAAGCCUCAGGCAAGCUCUUCCUUGCGGAUAACAAGCAGCUAGCUCUUCCUGAACGCAUGCACAUUUGCAAGUUAGGAUGAGCAGAAGAAGAUUUGGGUCAGUUCGAUCUGCUAACAGUCUAGUAUAUGGAGAUAGAACACUUGAAGGUAGUCCUUCUCCUUUGCUCAAGAGACAACAGCCCCCAUUUGAUUCCCCAGAGUCCCCUUCAAGAGCAAGAGAACUCCAUAUGGCACGGAGGGACAUAGGUCGAUACAGAGAAACCAGAACUGACACAGACUCGGUCAAAGAACAGGCGCAAAUUGAGUUAUAUGAUGCAAAGAAGAUAGCCAAAGAUCUCUCCUCAGUAAUUGAGGAAUCAAACUUGAUGGCCAGAGGACACACGAGAGAGAUUGAAGCACUAAGGAGACCGAGAAGGCGUGGAGAUAAUCGAGUAUUAUUGCCUGUUGGGAAUGAUCAUGUGGAGAAUAACAAAAAUUAUGAACAAGUCAUGAGAGAAUUGCAGCUUUUGAAACAGGAACUGAGCAUGCUCAAGAUCGAUAUGGCUAAUGUUUUGGAAGAGAAAUCGCAGGCAGAGAAGCAAGCAGAAGCCGCAAAUGAAAAGAUGAUGUUUUAUACAAGCUCGGCGGAAGCUAUCAGGAAGGAGAUUGAGGAAGCUGAUGAAGAGCAAGUGCUAGUUGAGUUGGCUCAGAUUGAAGCCUUGAAAGAAUUUGGAGAUAUUGAAGCUCAGAGACAACAAGAAGCCAAUCAACUCUCAUCUGCAGUGGAGGAAACCAGGAAAAAAGUGAAAGAUAUUACUGAAGAGAUUGAUCACUCAAAACAAGUUGAAACCAAAUUGUCUGUCACAUUGUCUAAUGUCGAUGCGUUACAGAAUGAACUAAAGCUAGUUAAAGGAAUGAACAAAAGUAGUAGUCAAAUGACUGAUAGCUUUCAGCUUUCGGAAACCAGUUUCCAAAGAGCAGAGGACUCGGAAGCUUCACCCUUGUUACACUCAAUCACAGAAGAACUAGAGGCGGCAAAGAAAGAACUGGCUGCAGUAAAGGAAGAAGGAUUCCAGUACAUGGCCUCCAUGGAUGUUAUAAGAAACGAGAUGAAGCAUAUCACAGAUCAGACAGCUCGGAUAAAGAAGGCAGAGGAUAAAGCAGAUUUAACUGUUCAAAAUCUCAAUUCAAAGCUUCUCAGAGCCAAAGUCAAGUUGGAAGCUGUAACUGCAUCUGAAGAAAAAGCAAAAUCAAUUCAAUCCAGUCUCUCACUCACUCUUGAACAGCUUAAGAAAGAUGCUGAUGCCGCAAACAAAGAGAAGGAGCAUUCCAGUGAAGAAGCUGCAACCAUUAAGUCGGAAAUACUCAAGAUUGAAUCGGAUAUAGACAUAGCUGAGGAAAAAUUUGAGGCUGCAAUGCAAGAGCUUGAAGCAGUAAAAUCUUCAGAGGCUGUAGCUCUUGAAAACCUCAAAACACUUAUUGAGAAUACCAUGAGAGCUAGAGCUUCUGCAGCUCAGAGUAGUUCUUCAAUUACCAUAUCCAAGUUUGAAUAUGAGUACUUGACUGGACGUGCAGUUGGGGCUGAAGAAAUUGCUGAUAAAAAGGUAGCAGCUGCUCAGGCUUGGGUUGAAGCUAUAAAGGCCAGUGAGAAGGAAAUAUUGAUAAAGAUGGACUUAGCUGAGAAAGAGCUGAAAGAAACGAAGGCCUCUAGACCUGAAAGACAACCUUCUGGACAGAGGAUGCUUGAGGGACAAGAAUUACAAAUUUGGAGACAAAAGAGGGACAGAAAUGCAGCAUCUGGAAACCGGCGAACUAAUGGAAAUUUAACUCCAUCAAGGCGAGCCAAGUUCCGAAAAUCUGCCUCUCCUGGAGCUCGGCAUAUGAAUAAUUUCCCCAUUCAGAAAAAGACGAAGGUAAUGCCUAAUCUGGGCAAGUUUUUUGGGGGUAAGAGAAUUGCAAAAGAUGUGUGAGCUGUUUCAAGUUUAUGCGAAGCCUAGUCCACUUUAGUAAGUGCUCCUCAAUAAAGCUUUUGGUUUCCAAAAAUAUGUACUCUGAAUGAUCUAGUAGUGUGUGAGAGAGUAUCCAUGUACAAUAAUGCCAUAGCUGUGAAGGUUUCAUGUCUGUAAUACAAGAGAUUAGAGUUGUAAGCAUGCUAGUCAUAAUCAUACAGCAAGCACGCGUUCUUCAA